ACGGGAUGGCGUGUUUGCCUUUGAUUACUUUAGUAGAAAUACUUUUUUGGAAGGUUUCUUCGAAAAUAUUUUAUAUAGAACAAUCUGAUAGGUUUAGUGGGUGUUUGGUUUCACCUCCAAACAAUUUAGUACUUGUUACUAGACGGAACAAACAGAACCUAUAAUUUUUUGUUUGUGUCAAUGGUGGAAAGGACUCAAUUUUAGAUCCAAGGCAACGGAGAUUCAAACAUUAUUUAAAAUGGUUUAUUUUGCAUUUUUCUUUCUUGUUAACUUGUCGUUUUCGUUUAUUUUGGGCGAUUUUGAGUGGAAAUGUUCAUGCGAUAAACAAACAGGCCUCUAAUUUAUUAACAGAAACGGUCCAACUUGAAAAGUCUUGUGCAAACAAGUCAAUGCCAGAAACUUCAAUGAAACCUUCAGUCUCGGUAAGAAGUGGAAGCUCAUUUUGCAGCAUUAACUAUUCCACUAUAAUGUGCAAAAUCAACCUAUUUCUCCAAAAGUGUAGGAUUUGUGCCUACCAUGAUAUACAGCCGUAAGAUUUGCAGGUUGAUACGGACUAAGGAGAAAAAAUAUUUUUAACUUAAUUAUCAUAACGGUUCGAGACUCCCCAAGUUCAGGAGCCUGAAAGGUUUUCAUUCAAGCGCUUCUUUCUUAACGUGUUAUCUCUGUUCUCAUUCAAGAACUCAAGACCAACGAUACAGUCUCUCUCCCUCAGUGUCUGUUCAUAGUAUUUCUAAGCACUCAACUACUCAAGCAAUGAUGAUUGAUAAACAACAGCACCCAACGAUCGAACAAAAGCUUGCUGGCCAGCUUCACUCGAGAUCCAGCUCCAACCUUUCCCCACAUGUUGGAACUUGUUACGGAGGUUUGAAAAGGCUAGCUCUGUUUCAGCAGCGAUUCUCUCCUGAAAAUUAUUCAAAUGCAGGGUUACAGUUCCCUGUCAUGCCCGCAUGCAAUGCCACAAACUACAUGCAUUCUGCAGGUUCACCUGUGUUCGUCCCAUCCCCUUCGGAGAAAAACUGGGGAAGCUUUGCCACCGAUUUUCUCAUGGGUGGAGUUUCUGCGGCAGUGUCCAAGAGUGCGGCUGCUCCUAUUGAGCGUGUAAAGCUUCUCAUUCAAAAUCAGGAUGAGAUGAUCAAAGCGGGCCGGCUCUCUGAACCCUACAAGGGCAUUGGAGAUUGCUUUGGAAGAACAAUCAAAGAUGAAGGGUUUGUUUCAUUGUGGAGAGGGAACACUGCUAAUGUUAUCCGUUACUUCCCAACACAGGCCUUGAAUUUUGCAUUUAAAGACUACUUUAAGAAGCUGUUCAACUUCAAGAAAGACAGGGAUGGAUACUGGAAAUGGUUUGCAGGGAACAUAGCAUCUGGUGGUGCAGCAGGAGCUGUGUCUUCGGUGUUUGUAUAUUCAUUGGAUUACGCUCGAACCCGCCUCGCCAAUGAUGCCAAGGCUGGAAAAAAGGGUGGUGGAGAGAGGCAAUUCAAUGGCUUGAUCGAUGUCUACAGGAAGACUCUUCAAUCAGACGGUGUUGCUGGCCUCUACCGUGGCUUCAACGUUUCUUGCGUUGGAAUCAUUGUCUACCGUGGUUUAUACUUUGGCAUGUAUGAUUCUCUGAAACCAGUGCUCUUGGUGGGAACUUUGGAGGAUAGUUUCUUGGCUAGCUUUGCUUUGGGGUGGGUGGUUACUAUCAGUGCAAGCAUUGCCUCGUACCCGUUGGAUACGGUUCGCAGAAGAAUGAUGAUGACAUCGGGUGAAGCUGUGAAGUACAAAAGCUCUUUGGAUGCAUUGUCGCAAAUUGUGAAGAAUGAAGGUUCAAAAUCUCUCUUCAAGGGUGCCGGCGCAAACAUCCUUCGUGCAGUUGCAGGUGCUGGUGUGCUUGCUGGUUAUGACAAACUUCAGUUACUUGUUCUUGGAAAGAAGUAUGGUUCUGGUGGGGCUUGAUUAUCACAAAGUGUCAUAUACUAACAAUAUCUGUGGUACCAAAACUGCAUUCAAAGUUUUUUUAUCAUUAAAUAUAGGUAUAAUUAUUGAUUUGGUCUCCCAAUUUUUUGAGUUUGUACAAUUUGGUCUCCGAAUUUUUGGAAGGUUCAAUUUGGUUCCCGAGUUUUUAGAAGGUUCAGUUUCAUACUCUUAUUUUUUAAAGUGAUUCAGUUUGGUACCUUCCGUUAUAUUACAGUUAAUGCCGUUUGUAUACUAGUGAACUAUCACUGUGCAAUAAAAACUUGGGUGAAGUUGUUAA
This is a messenger RNA of Vigna unguiculata (cowpea), 2233 nucleotides long. Its product is annotated as ADP/ATP translocase 1, mitochondrial-like. The record is from RefSeq and is a predicted model, not a curated record. Lineage: Eukaryota; Viridiplantae; Streptophyta; Magnoliopsida; Fabales; Fabaceae. Gene Ontology annotation, biological process: mitochondrial ATP transmembrane transport; mitochondrial ADP transmembrane transport. Gene Ontology annotation, molecular function: ATP:ADP antiporter activity. Gene Ontology annotation, cellular component: mitochondrial inner membrane.